UUGACCCGCUUUCGCCUUUGCGACGCCUACUGAAGCCCGUGUACAACACGAUAGUUUAAAAAGCAAAAUGUAACAAUUAUCGAAACGGUUUCUGAGAAUUUCUUUCAAAAUUCACUUCAAUUUUUGUGUCGCGAUUCUUAAAUGCGGAAACUGAAACCUCGCUACGAUGUUUAGGUCGAAGGAUUUGCAUCUACCCGUUGCUAACGUUCAAUCUUACAAAGAAAAGCCCUUCGCGGUCGUCUCACCGAUUCAGAGACCAGCACUGAAUUUCGGAAUUUCUACAGAAAACCUCCGCGGUCAUGGCUCUUUACCAACUUCACCCGAGUCAGACUCCGACGAAGUCCCAGGCGUCGGCUGCUUCCUGGAACACGACACGCGAGAGAUUAUCGCCGAUUUUUUCUUUCUAGUCACUUCAUCUCCUCGCCUUUGUGAACGGCACACUAAGGUUUUACAGACGAUGAAACGAGUUGUAGACGAUCUGAUGGUCAAGCACAGAAUCGUAUAUAAAGGUAUGCUUGUAAAGCUGAAUUUGGACGAGAGAGGAGAAGAUAUGAGUGUGAUUAGCACGGUGGCCAAGGAGCUCUUCAGUGACGGCAUCACAAACUGGGGUCGCAUUGCCAGCCUCCUCGCAUUCGCGGCAGUUGUGGCUCGGUAUGAGAAGGAAUCUGGACGAGGGAGCUGUGUAGGCCUUGUGGCAGAUGAGAUCUCAUCUUAUCUCAUGUCUAAUCAGAAGGAGUGGCUUCUGAAAAACAAGUCAUGGAAUGGCUUUGUGGAGUUUUUUCACAUUCCCGAUCCUGAAUCUUCAGUGAGGACCGCAUUAACAACCUUUGUUACUGUGGCAGGAAUUGGGGCUGUUCUUGCAUAUAUGACAAGAUGAGUUUCACUGGACUGACUGACUGGACUUUGGUGUACAGCUGUAAACAGACACAAGCAGCCUACCACCAAGAAUUCCAUCUCAAGAUCAGUCGGAAUUGUAAAAAGUUGGAUUUUGCCAUUUUAUCGAUUUGAAGAGUUUAUUUUUAUUAAAAUAAUUCUUAAAACACUAUGUGAUUUCACAAAACAUUUUUUUUUGUCCAAAAACAAGAUGUGGGUUGUGGUGUGUGUUUUUUUUUUUUUUUUUUUUUUUUUUUUUUUUUUCUUCCCCCCCCCCCCCCCCUUCUCCCCUUCAGUUCAAUGUUAACUAUCAAAUUGAAUACACACUGCUGAUGACGUUUGUUAUCUGCAAAUAUUCUAUAGCACAAUUGUCUGGUACUGUGACUAUAUGGGGCUUGUUUUCCCAGGAUUCAGUUUAACUGUUUAAACUGGGGAAUAUGCUGAAGGUGCUUACUACAUAUAACUCUACAUUUGAAGUCUACAAAGUAGAAUUUCGUUCUGUGGAAACAAUUUGGUGCCAUUAUUUUUUUGCUUUGAAUUUAGAUUUUUUUUUGUGGGGUGGGUGGGUGGGUGGGUGGGUGUGGCUUGCAGUUCAGGAAGUCCUAACUUGUCAGCAUGUUCAUUCACUUCUUUUCUGUUCUUGCAUUAAAAUUGGCUUGCUGUAAAAGAGCAUGUGCAAUUCAGGAAACUCUUGACUCUUCAGUACAUUCAUCUAGACAACCUCUCUUCUACGUUUAAAUGGGCUUUGUAGUAAGAGUGCAUAUGUAAUAAAGUGAUUGCUUCUUCAUGUAA
Hemibagrus wyckioides is the source of this 1665-nucleotide messenger RNA. It is a transcript of the gene mcl1b, whose product is annotated as MCL1 apoptosis regulator, BCL2 family member b. The transcript has 3 exons. The record is from RefSeq and is a predicted model, not a curated record. Gene Ontology annotation, molecular function: protein heterodimerization activity; channel activity; protein homodimerization activity. NCBI's taxonomy places the organism in Eukaryota, Metazoa, Chordata, Actinopteri, Siluriformes, Bagridae. Gene Ontology annotation, cellular component: mitochondrial outer membrane. Gene Ontology annotation, biological process: mitochondrial fusion; release of cytochrome c from mitochondria; intrinsic apoptotic signaling pathway in response to DNA damage. Bases 167 to 877 code for a protein of 236 amino acids.